UACAAAUCAACUUCAACCAGUACAGCCAAGCAUGGAACUCACCUUCUCAUACAUCUCUCUCUUUGUUUUCCUCCUCCUCAUUGCUUUCAAAUUUCUGUCAAAAAAACCCCGCAGACGCAGCAACCUUCCUCCAAGCCCGCCCUCUCUUCCCUUCAUCGGCCACCUCCACCUCCUCAAAGAACCCAUGCUGAUACACCGAAACUUCUUCAAACUCUCCCAAACCCUUGGCCCCAUCUUCUCCCUCCGCCUCGGGUCCCAACUUGUCGUAGUCAUUUCCUCUUCGUCCAUUUCCGAAGAGUGCUUCACCAAACACGACAUCGUCCUAGCCAACCGUCCAAGGUUCAUAAUCGGAAAAUACUUUGGGUUCAACUACACCACUAUCGUCACCUCCUCGUACGGCGACCACUGGCGUAACCUUCGCCGCCUCACUUCCCUCGAGAUCUUCUCAACCAUCCGCCUCAACGCCUUCCUAUGUAUCCGGCAGGACGAAAUUAGGCAACUACUCUGCCGGUUGUACCAGAAAUCGUCUACCAAUUUUGCAAAGGUCGAAAUGAAGUCAAAGCUCUCUGGGCUGACGUUUAAUAUUAUUAUGAGAAUGAUCGCCGGGAAACGGUAUUACGAUGACGAUUUGGAGGAUUCAGCGGAGGCGGAGGAGUUUCGGAAGCUCAUAGGGGAGGCGCUUUCAUACAGCGGAGCAUCGAACCCCGCGGAUUUCUUGCCUGUUUUACGAUGGAUUGAUUAUAAGGGUUAUGAAAAGAAAUUGAUGAAAAUUCAUAAGAGAUGGGAUGCCCUUUCGCAAGGGUUGAUCGAUGAGCAUAGGAGGGGUAAGAGUAAGAAUACGAUGAUUGGUCAUUUGGUUUCAUUGCAAGAAUCAGAGCCAGAGUACUAUUCAGAUGCAAUUAUCAAAGGGCUUAUCACUGUCAUGGUCUUUGCAGGGACAGACACAUCUUCCGUCACAAUAGAAUGGGCAAUGUCUCUCUUGGUGAACCACCCACACGUACUAGAGAAGGCUAGAAAUGAAUUAGACGCUAACAUCGGCCAAGACCGCCUGCUUGAUGAGCAAGAUCUCUCCAAGCUGCCUUAUCUUCAAGCUAUCAUAUCUGAAACCUUCCGACUUUGCCCAGCGGUACCAAUGCUUGUACCACACGUGUCAUCCGAUGAUUGUAUCAUUGGGGGAUUUGACGUGCCACGGGACACAAUCUUAUUGGUCAAUGCAUGGGCCAUUCACAAAGACCCCAAGGUUUGGGAUGACCCAAGUAGCUUUAAACCUGAAAGGUUUGAAUGUACGGAGGUGGAGGGACACAAGUUAAUGCCAUUUGGUUUCGGGAGGAGGGCAUGUCCCGGGGCUGGUUUAGCCCAACGUGUUGUGGGCUUGGCCUUGGCGUCAUUGAUUCAGUGCUUUGAGUGGGAAAGGGUUGGUGAGGAUCUUGUUGACUUGACUGAAGGAAAAGGGGUUACAAUGCCCAAAGUUGAGCCAUUGGAAGCCAUGUGCAAAGGACGUGACAUCAUGAAGAAGGUUGUAUUCGAUGGUGGAAAUCAUGCUUGAGAUACUUUUACAUUUAGUAGAAUGCAUUUACAUUUUCUUGUUUUAUAUUUAUUUUACUUUUUGUUUGUAUGUUUUGCUUCUAGAUCUGUCUUUAGACUCAAACUAACGUUAUGGCUCAAAUAAAAUUAUGUACUGAUGUUUGAGUUGGUAUAGAUACAAAAUCAAAUGGA
This is a messenger RNA of Rhododendron vialii, 1716 nucleotides long. RefSeq names its product cytochrome P450 81Q32-like. The transcript is spliced from 2 exons. The record is from RefSeq and is a predicted model, not a curated record. The coding region runs from base 32 to 1546 and encodes 504 amino acids. NCBI's taxonomy places the organism in Eukaryota, Viridiplantae, Streptophyta, Magnoliopsida, Ericales, Ericaceae. Gene Ontology annotation, molecular function: monooxygenase activity; iron ion binding; heme binding.